AUGUUUUUGGUAGCCGUGGCGCGGCCCCAGUACGACUUUCACAAGAAGAACGAGUGGCGACACAGGGCAAGCAACACUCGCCAUGAGCGUACCAGCACGCCUCUUCGCAGCCUUGUUCAAAUGAGGCAAGGGAAAGCGGUUGUCACCGUUGUUCUCGAGUACAAGACGCAUGACGGCUUGCAAGGUAAGAAACACGUUGUCCAACUUACCAGCUUUGAGAUGGUCGAAGACAGCCAAGGUUGCAGCAAUAACCUCGUCAACGGAACGACUCACCGUCUUGUAUGGAAGGGAUCGAUGUAA
This is a messenger RNA of Aphanomyces astaci, 300 nucleotides long. RefSeq lists its product as hypothetical. The transcript is spliced from 2 exons. Lineage: Eukaryota; Oomycota; Saprolegniomycetes; Saprolegniales; Verrucalvaceae. Bases 1 to 300 code for a protein of 99 amino acids. The record is from RefSeq and is a predicted model, not a curated record.